UUGAUAUCAAAUUCAGUUGUUCGCGAAAUGUGAUAGCACAUAGACCUGACAUUAUGUCUGGGAAAGAAUAUGCUAUGGAUUCUGGUUCAGGAGGAGUUCGAGAGGUGAAAGUCCAUAUCAUAAAGCCUAGAAGACACACCCAUUGCGUCGAACUCGAAACAGAAGAUGGUAGAGGAAUUGCGAAACUGUCCAGUAGGAGCAGUGAUUAUGUGUAUGUGAACUCUGCCUUUGUGGGAAGUGUUAAUAAUAUCGCUGGUGACAGUGUGGACAGGAUCCAGGAUCCGCCAACGACUGUCAUACGCGAACAGUACUGGGCGUGCUCCAAAUGGCCCUAUGGUCAGAAAAUUCUGGCCUUAGCAGUCGGAAUCCUGCUCGGCGCCCUCAUCGGACUCUCCAUCAGCUACGCGUUUAAGAAUGUUGGCGCCGAUGACGUCAUUGGAGGCAUCUUCAGGAGUAACCCGGUUGGAGAGUAGGAGCAGGAAGUUGGCAGGCAAAUAGUGGAAGUGUUUUUAUUAUUAAUCUGAUUAGUGCAGAUCCAACGACCUGUUUAAUCUAAAUUGAUCCACGAAGUAAUAAAAAAAAAUAUUAUGAAGACCUACAAAAUUUUCAUCCGAAACACGAGAUCAAGUUUGUUGAAUGACAUUGCAAUAAAACUUGAAUUUGAAAGAAGAAAAUGCAUCGGUAAUACCCACUCUAUGAAAUAUUGUAAAAACAAUAUUGAUGAUGAAUGACCAUCGAUUAUAGAAAAUAGUGGACUGAAAGGUGAUAAGGUGAAAAUUUUACAGAAACAAAACAAGACUGAUGCUAAUCAUGACUUAAACGAUCAAAACAAAGUGAAUUAAUAUCUAUGGAUUUUCGACUUCUAUUAUUUAUGUAUAUUGACGUUUUUGCCGGAUGAUGGUGUAUAUUUUGGUUUUAUUUGACAUUUAUUAUUUUAAUUUAAUAUAGUGGAGUGUUUCUCCUGAUUAUUGUUGAGUUUAUAAUUAAAUACAUUGUCAAAUUAUACAGUUUUUAGUUUUAAGAUUUUUCCUUAUAAUGCAACGUUGUUUACGUUUCAAAUAAUGUAUGUGACAUGAUAACAUAAAUUUUCGUAUAUUUUGAGAAAGACAAGAUUAGAUAAGAUAAAUUUAAGAUGCGACAAACUGUCAUCAUUGUUCCAGAAGUUACAGGUUCUAAUACUGAUAUGUAUUUUCAUUUUAUUUUUGAAUUUCGUAAAAAUCAAAUGACCACAACAAUGUAUACUCUCGUCUACAUUUCUAUCCGAAGUUUGGAUAAUUGUGAAGAUUACGUUAUUGAUGAAAAUGCUGCAGGGCAGUUCGUUACCGCUUCUUCUGCGCUGACGCAUUGGAAGCGGCAGUAAACUUAGUUUUAACUAAUUUAUAUGACGUCAACCAAUGUUGUGAAACCCAAAGAUAUGACAAUUAUUAAGUGAUAUUGAAAUGUCACAUAACAAUGAAAAAAAAAUUAAUUUGAAUUUGAAAUAAGGUUAUUAUGAGAUUUUAUUACUUGUGUGUUUAAUCUAUUACUGUGUGUAUUCUCUUUAUAAGAAGAUGUUUUCUCAUUGAUAUCAAAGACAGACAGAACUUGUUCACUAUGUAUUCACAAUCAUACAGAUUUGUAUUUUUUGGUUAACAUAGUGGUGCCAUGUGGUUCCCGGCACUCCAUCUCUUUCCCGUGGAUGUCGUAAAUGGCGACUAAGGGAUAGGCUUUUAAACUUGGGAUUCUUCUAUUAGGCGAUGUGCUAGCAACCUGUCACUAUUUGAAUUCCAUUUCUAACAUUGAGCUGAGCAGCCGAGCGUGGCCUUUCAGUCUUUUCAAUAUUGUUGGCUCUGUCUACCCCGCGAGGGAUAUAGACGUAAGUAUAUGAAUGUAUGUAUGUAUAGUGGUUAUAGUAUCACUUUGCCUAUUUGUAGCUAAAAUGAUUCAGAAAAUUUGUUAAAUUUUGAUAUCUCUGAUGGUGAUACUCUGGUAUCUCUAGAUCAGAAUGUUUUUAAAAGGCUGUUUUGUCUGUUUUUCUUCUAACUUCAUGAGGAAUGAUGAUGAAGAUUAAUUUGAGCAUUUAUAGUAGUUAAAUAAAAUAUAUUUUUAUUUA
Messenger RNA from Amyelois transitella, 2092 nucleotides. RefSeq lists its product as uncharacterized. The transcript has 2 exons. The coding region runs from base 54 to 473 and encodes 139 amino acids. NCBI's taxonomy places the organism in Eukaryota, Metazoa, Arthropoda, Insecta, Lepidoptera, Pyralidae. The record is from RefSeq and is a predicted model, not a curated record.